UCAAUAGUGUUGUUCUCGUUGACAAGAUAAUGACGAAUGAAAUAAAAAUCACUGUGAAAUGGAGCGGCGAAGAAUAUCCUAUCACAGAUAUCGAGGAAAAUGAUACAGUUCUUUCCUUGAAAGAAAAGAUUGAAAAUUUGACCGGUGUUAGACCAGAAAGGCAAAAAUUACUUAAUCUCAAAUUUAAAGGAAAAGCUGCACAAGACUGUGAUAUAAUAAGUAAAUUAGGAUUGAAACCUGGAUUCAAACUCAUGAUGAUGGGUUCUCGAGAAGAAGAUAUUGCAGAAGCAAGUCAAGCACCAGAAAAUAUGCCUGAUGUUAUCAAUGAUUUAGAUAUUGAAGAAGAAGAAGUAGAAAUUGAGAAAGCUGAAAUUUAUUUAGCCAAAAUUCAGAAAAGAAUUGAAACUUAUGAAAUCAUAGAAUUGAAUCCAUUGCGAGAAGGCAAAAAGUUAUUGGUACUUGACAUUGAUUAUACACUUUUUGAUCAUAGAUCUGUAGCAGAGACAGGACUUGAAUUAAUGCGACCUUUUUUACAUGAAUUUUUGACAAGUGCUUAUAAAAACUAUGACAUAGUAAUUUGGUCUGCUACAAGCAUGAAGUGGAUUAAUGAGAAAAUGAAACUUUUAGGAGUUUCAACUCAUCCAGAUUACAAGAUAGCUUUUCAUUUAGAUUCAUUAGCCAUGAUUUCUGUACAUACUCGAAAAUAUGGUGUUGUUGAUGUCAAACCCUUAGGAGUUAUAUGGGGAAAGUACAAACAGUUUUCUGCUAAAAACACAAUUAUGUUUGACGAUAUAAGGAGGAAUUUUAUUAUGAAUCCUCAAUCAGGACUUAGAAUAAGAGCUUUUCGUCAAGCUCAUUUAAAUAGACAUAAAGACACAGAAUUACUCAAAUUGGCAAAAUAUUUAGAACUCAUUGCACAGUUAGAUGACUUUCAAGUUCUCAAUCACAGAAAAUGGGAAGAAUACAGAUCAAAAAAAAGCAAAAGUAGCAGAAGAACUGAUAAUGAAGAAGCCCAUCCUCAUCAAGCAUAAGUCUGAUUAUUUCUCAAAUCAUAUUUUAGAAUAAUCUAAUUUUUUCACGUAUAAUUUAUUAUAACUAUUGAGUAUAAUGAAAAUUUCAUGAGACUUCUUUAAACAUUAAUUUUUCCAAACAGAUACAAGAGUUUAUGUUUGUGUGAAAUACCAGUAUUUUUUAUAUACAGAAUUAUAUUCUUAAUUCUAAAUUAGACAUCUAUACAUUGAUUAAAUUUGUUAAUGCAACUUUCAA
Molecule: messenger RNA, 1266 nt
Organism: Phymastichus coffea
Lineage: Eukaryota; Metazoa; Arthropoda; Insecta; Hymenoptera; Eulophidae
Gene: Ublcp1
Product: ubiquitin-like domain-containing CTD phosphatase 1
Exons: 2
Coding region: 30-1031 (333 amino acids)
Biological process (GO): protein dephosphorylation
Cellular component (GO): nucleus
Molecular function (GO): protein binding; protein serine/threonine phosphatase activity
Source: RefSeq, a predicted model, not a curated record